Messenger RNA from Lingula anatina, 2981 nucleotides. RefSeq names its product presenilin-1. Gene Ontology annotation, molecular function: aspartic endopeptidase activity, intramembrane cleaving. The record is from RefSeq and is a predicted model, not a curated record. Gene Ontology annotation, cellular component: membrane; gamma-secretase complex. Gene Ontology annotation, biological process: Notch signaling pathway; protein processing; calcium ion homeostasis. NCBI's taxonomy places the organism in Eukaryota, Metazoa, Brachiopoda, Lingulata, Lingulida, Lingulidae.
GUGACGUAAGCGGAAGUGAAUCGGUUGCCAUCUUGGACACAUUCACGGUGCAAAGAACGAGCAUCGGUUGUGUUAGGUUUGAAGAGAAAUUCCCUUGAGAACUUUCUUUAACAUCUCUAGUAACUGAAAACUCUGAGGAAUUCAUGAGUGACGAAGAAGACAGCUUUGAUGAAAGAAGUAAACUGAUGUCGACCCAAACGGAAGUGUUACCCAGGGAUGCUGCCAGGUUAAGGAGCAGCUCUGUGCAGGAUCAUGCAGAUACCACUGACAGGCCAACUAGUGGUGAGGCAGAGAGGAGAGCUGCUCGAAGAACAGAAGACUCCGACACAGAGGAGGAAGAAGAGACCUUGAAAUAUGGCGCCAAGCACGUGAUCAUGGUGUUUGUUCCAGUCACUAUCUGUAUGUUGGUAGUUGUGGUCACUGUGAGCUCUGUGACAUAUUACACAACACCACAAGGGUACCUCAUCUACACCCCAUUUCAUGAUGAUACAGAUGAUGAAGGCACCUUAGUGUGGCAGUCCUUUGCUAAUGCUUUCAUUUUGCUGGGAGUUGUGGUUGUACUUACAGUUUUUCUUGUGGUUCUUUACAAGUAUAGAUGCUACAAGUUCAUACACGGCUGGUUGAUCUUCUCCUCACUGUUACUGCUCUUCUUCUUUGCCUACAUUUACCUAGGUGAACUUCUCCGAGCCUGCAAUGUCCCCAUGGAUUAUCUAACACUGGCCAUAUGCUUGUGGAAUUUUGGUGUUAUGGGUAUGGUGUGCAUUCACUGGAAGGGACCACUACGUCUACAACAAGCCUACCUCAUCGUGGUGUGUGCUCUCACAGCACUCACCUUUAUCAAGUACCUGCCAGAGUGGACAGUUUGGACAGUCCUGGGGAUGCUUUCCAUCUGGGAUCUUGUGGCAGUGUUGUGCCCCAAAGGUCCCUUGAGAAUACUGGUGGAGACAGCUCAUGAGAGAAAUGAAUCCUUGUUUCCAGCCCUUAUUUAUUCGUCCACCAUGGCUUGGACCACCACAAUGGCAGAUAGCAAUCCAGAUGACAGCAAGAAGAAAAAGAAGAAGAAAAAGAAGACGAAAACUAAUUCAGGGGAUUCUACCACACCUCUUGAGCAAAAUUCUGCAAAUGGUUCAAAUGCCACAUUUGGAGAUGACGAUGAGGGUGGAUUUACCAACUGGUCCAACGAAUCCCAAGAACGUUCACAGGAAAGAAAUAACCAGUAUCUGAACUGGCAGAACCAACAAACAUCGGAUGACCAUAGACGAACAGAGUCGAGUGUAAGCACAGAAUCUCAAAGAGCACGCACAGCAGUGGCCAACAUUGGUCAGAACAGUGAGAGACCAGCAAGGCCUGCAGCACAACAGCCUUCAGAGGAGGAAGAAGAAGAACGUGGAGUGAAGCUGGGAUUGGGAGACUUUAUAUUCUACAGUAUUCUUGUUGGCAAAGCAUCUUCUUAUGGAGACUGGAACACAACACUAGCUUGCUUUGUUGCAAUAUUAAUAGGCCUGUCUUUCACACUGAUUUUGCUGGCAGUUUUCAAGAAAGCUCUGCCAGCUCUCCCAAUAUCUAUAUUGUUUGGUAUUGUGUUCUAUUUCACCACAAGACUUUUGGUGAAGCCAUUUGCAGACAGUCUCUCAGGAGCACAAGUAUACAUAUAGCAGCGGGAACCUUAUCUCCAUGCAUCAUAGACUGUGUUCCCAUAAACCCAUCAUACUAGGUGGAUCAAUCUAAUUCUGUGGGGCUUCUGGCUUUAGUGCUUUCAGUAUUAUCAUCAUGCUUGUCUGGCAGAGCCCCUUGAGUAACUAGGGAGUAAUUAGCUAUUGUUAAUUACCCCCUAUCAGCUCUAGUAGGCAUGCCAGACAUUUAAGCCAUUUACAAUGAAUGCAAUUUAGCGAGAAUUCCCGCAGAGUUAGAGCAAUCCAACUAGUAUGAGAGGUUUAUAGGAACGCUCCCAUAGACUCACAGAAGCAGCCGUUCAUUUCAUGUACAAAAGACAAAUGAUUAUUUCAUAAUAUUUAUAGGAAUAUACAUACCUAAUUAUCAAUUUUGAGACAGAUAUUGAGCUCCUUUAGAUUUGCUAAUACAAACAGCAGGUUUUAAGAAACAAGGCACUGCAAAUUUUAUGAGUAUCAUUAUAUUUGUACACUGUUCAAUAUCUGAUAAUGUUCAUAUAUUUGUUUGUUUGAUAAACUGUAACCAGCACAAGGUGUUUUCGGGGAUGAAUGCAUGGGAUUGUAAUAGUGACAGCUUUUCUUGUGUGACACUGCUGGGACAUACCAUCAUUAUCAAUGUAAGGGCCACAACUUUUCUAGUUUAAACAUUUGAAAGGUAUUAUUAACCAGGCUUUAAGGUUUAUAUGGCAGCAAUCAGUUGACAAAGCCAACCGUAGAAUCAAAUUGAAAACAAUUGCUGUGUAUAAAUGGUAAAAAGUUAUUCACGUCAUAACAUGCUUAUUUAUUUAGAUAUUUAUAUUCCAGUAAAUACUUUGUCUCAGAAAUAUAAGAAAAUUGUGCUUAAGGCAUUCCUAUGAUUUAAGUGUAGUGUUAGUUGCUUAUAUAUAUGUAUGUUUUGAAAACAAAUAGCUGGGCUAUAUGCUGGGAAUUUUUUUUUUUUUUUUUUUUUUUGGAAAAUUUUUAUGGAAAUAUACAUUUUGUCUAUGUUAUUCCUCAGAGUCUUCUGCCAUCUUUAGGACAGAUCGUCUUGUUUGUUCAAAAUCAGUCUUUGAAACAAAGAAUAUCUAUUUGCAAAACAAACAUCAUGGAGGUCCAUUUUUAUCCAUUCGGAAAAAAAAAGAUACAUGUUGUAUUGUCGAGCCAGUUCUCAUUCAGUUCCGAUGCAAAAAGGAUAAGAGCAAUUUAAAUAGUAAUUCUACAACUUUGAUUAUGGAAAAAACGAUGUCUAGCAGGUGAUGAUGACUCACCAAACUGUACUUUUGCAACAGCUUGUAUUAUUUGGGCAUGGAAUAAAAACCAAAUUGUUUAUCA